AGUUCCUCCGAGUUUGGUUGUUGUUUUUCAGUAUCAGACGGACUGGCAGUGUUUCCUUCUCUAAAAACCCUGAAAAAUAGCAGAACUCUGAUGAUGUCUAAAGAUGAGCGGUCCACUGCUGGUCGUCAGCUGCUGUUUUUUGACCCGAGGUCCACCAGCCGGCUGCUGGAGGUCUAUGUGAAGCGCAGUCUGAGUCUGAACGACGCCACUGGACUCAGGAAGCAGCGGCUGAAGUCCCGUAAAUGGGUGACCCUGAGCGAUGGAGGCGGUCAGGCAAGACGGGCGUCCAGCGACAGCUCCACUCACCGCCUGUCCAUAGAGAAGAUCUUAAAGACCACAGAGUCUGAGAAACCUCCUCAGUCAGACUGGACACUGCCAUCAUCCAAAUCCUCCAUUGGAGAUGUGGAGAAAAAAAACAGGAAAACUCCAGAAACAGCCAGGAAGUCGUUCCUCAGGGCUUUUCUCCACUGGUUCUCCAAGAAGGGAUCUGAAACAAGGCCGGAAUCUCCCAAACCUGGAACUUGCUCCUCAGAACUGAAAGCUGAAGAGGCUUCCAAAGCGGUGAAAAAGAAACACUCUCUCAGAAAGCUCUCGUUCAGGAGAGUGGAGAAGUCAGAAUCUCUGCGAAAACCCGCUCUCACUCCGGAGGACGUGGUCAAACUUCCGCACGCUGUGAGUGUGGAGCCCACCAGCGCGUACUUUGAGAAGGUCUCUGAGGAGUUGGAGCGCAUUGUGAAGGAAGUGAAGACCAGUCCAGAUGGAGAUGCUGUUGUAGGUCAGAGCACUGCUGCUUCAGAAGAACAAAGUCCUACUCCAGAUGACACUGUUGAGAGGAUUAUCAGUCUGCUGAAGCAACACGGAGAUGCCAUCAAUGAGCAGAUUCAGAAGAACAGCAGGAUACACUCGUUCUUCCAGCGAUUGUCAUACAAUUCCUUCCAGCAGCUUGCUGACCGCUACCUCUCCCGGAUCCCGCAGCCGGCGGACCGGGUCCCGCACACCGCCCCGGAGCUGGUCCAGCUCGCCUUCACAUUGGACUUCACCGCUAAAGUGGCCGGUCUGUCCAGCCAAGCUGUAAGCCGCAUCAUGGGCUUUGGGAACCAGUACCUGCAGGACCGAUUUACACAGAUAUGCUCCGCCCACAAACAGGAGUCUGAAGAUGUGGAAGGUCAGUGCUGCAGUGACCCCGAGUAGCAGCUCUCAGGCGAAGAACAUGGGGGAAGUGCUGGUCACUGUCUGGAAUGUUCUGUAAACGGUAUUAAUGGACUCGUACAGUCCGCUAUGGUGUAGAUGCAGCAGGCUGUGAUGGGUUGGAUUCUGAGGGUGAGAACUUCGUGGCAGAAAAAGAAGAGCUGCUUCUGUGGUUUCCUGUGGCCUCACAGCCUUUUGUAGCAUGAGGGUGUGAUUAGUGAGAUGUUUAAAAGUCUCAGUUAUCGCUGGCGAUGAAGAACUCAUGCUGAACUUUUCUACGAAUGAUUUCUGUGAGGAAAGUGCAGAUUGGAAACUUUCCUACUGUCGUACUGUUAGGGCUGUCACAAUCACGAAAUUUUAGCUCACGAUUAAUUUCAUUUAUUAAUUGUUAUUAAUUGUCAUCUGUGUGUGAGUAGAAGAGGAGAUAUUUUAUUAUGAUUUAAAUUUGAUGAGAAAUUAUUGUCGUCAGUCUCGUUUAUCAGAAGAAACAUCUUUUGUCAUUUUUUGACAGAAAAAGUUAAAGGUAAAGACUCAAACCCGAUACAGAGUGUAAAUUGAAUAUAAAUGCUAUUAGUUACAUAACUAAAGCUCUGUUGGAGCCGGAUUAGUUUGAGUUGGGGAGGUUUUGUAAUUUGAGUGUUUACUGAUAAGAUUUUAUUCCAAUAUAAAUAUACAGUGUUAGUAGUUUGUUUAGUAAUAAUUCUGGCUUUAAUGAUCUUCUACACUUUGCUGAACUCUGAGCUCUUUCAGUGACAGCAGCUCUGGGUGCUAUAUAGACCCUUUUUCAAAAAGGUUUGUAUAGAACCAUAUACAUCACAUUCUCCAUCAAUCUGAAGAACCAUUUCAUGAUCCAAAGAACCCUUUCAUCAUCAUGGAAACACUCUUUGAGUGUUCGUGGUUCUUUGUAGAACAAUUUAGUUUACUUAAAAACCUUUGAAGAACCAUCUUUUUUAAGAGCGUACCCAUUUAAUUUUAAUGUUAACGCUGGUGUAAGAAUGUCUGGGUUAUCCGGGGCUAAUUUGGGGAAAAUCCAGAGAUACUUUAUUCUGUCAAAUCUCUACAAAUUACAUUACAGGGCCUUUUCUAAUAAAACUAAUCCAGCUCCAGUAUAGCCUUACUGCAUGACUAAAGGGAAAAUCCACCUAUUUUUAGAAAUUCUUCUAAAAUUCAGUGUGUGAGAUGUAAACAGAGUGAUUCAGGGUGGUUUGGUGUGAAAUUGUUCAGAUGUCUUUACAGUGGUGGUGAUAGGAACCAGGGGUUGCCAAGACUACAACAGAA
Colossoma macropomum (tambaqui) is the source of this 2466-nucleotide messenger RNA. RefSeq lists its product as uncharacterized. The transcript is spliced from 6 exons. NCBI's taxonomy places the organism in Eukaryota, Metazoa, Chordata, Actinopteri, Characiformes, Serrasalmidae. The coding region runs from base 91 to 1191 and encodes 366 amino acids. The record is from RefSeq and is a predicted model, not a curated record.